UCGAGGGUGUCAGAGUGUCAUCAGGUCACAUCAAGUGUCAUGUGUCGUUAGAGAAAGACGGAGAAGGGUACAUAUAUCUACUUCUUUCAAAGGACUAGGGUGAGAAAAAAAAUGGACUUCACAUGUGACAAAAUUUUAUGUAGGUAGUCACGUGCGCAUUAGUAACCAUUAGUAACCAAUCGGUAAACGUUUCACUUCACCGACUUCACGACGAAUGAGAUUGAGCUGUUGGUCUAAUGUUUGCUAACUUCAAAGAACGUUGAAGUGUGAAGUCAGCGAAGAGCGAUAUGCAGGUUAAUAGCAGGUUUUGAUAACAUUGUUACGUGUGUGUGUCACGAAAUAAUCUCUCUUCGUGCUGCGCUAAUGCAUUUCCGCAUAGUGUCACGUCUACUGAGAAUUAUUCAGCCCUCGAUCUACAUACAUAGCUAUACGUACAUACAUAGCUGAAACGAAAUUUAUCUUACACUCGAGAUGACGUCAACUGACGGUUGGAAGCUAAAUCGUGUUCUGGGUACUGGGGGCUUCGGAACUGUUGAGCUCUGGAUACACGUUCCAAGUGGCAAAAAGAUUGCAAUAAAAAAAUGCAAAUGGAAUUAUUCACAGUUAACGCCAAUACAACGAAAGAGAUGGGCCAACGAAGUUGAUAUAAUGAAACGCUUGAAGCAUCCAAACAUCGUAAGAACAGGAUGCAUUCCAUUUAAGCUUCCAAAUGUCGAAGAAAAUCUGCCGAUUCUCUGUAUGGAAUAUUGCAGAAAAGGAGAUUUGAGAAAAAUUUUUAAUCAACCAGAAAAUUGUUGUGGAAUUAGUGAAACAGAAGCAAUCAAAGUAAUGAGUGAGAUCUCAUCAGCUGUGGAAUAUUUACAUUUCCAUAACAUAACUCAUCGAGAUUUAAAGCCAGAGAACAUAAUUUUACAAGAUGAACAGAAUGUGAUCUCAUAUAAAUUAAUAGAUCUCGGAUAUGCCAAAGAACUUGGGGAAGCAAGUACAUCUGCUUCUUUAGUUGGCACACUAAAUUACGUUGCUCCAGAACUUCUUUGGGGAGAAAAAUAUAGUUGCUCUGUCGAUUACUGGAGCUUAGGAAUAUUGUUUUAUGAACUUGUAACUGGAACAAGACCAUUUUUACCAACAAUGCAACAUACUAUGGAAUGGAUGAAAUACAUUAAGAAUAAGAGUUAUGAUGAUAUUCACGCUUAUGAGUCAGAAGGGAGAGUCAUUUUUGGGAAAGAUAUUCAAAAUCCAACUCAUUUAUCGGAUUGUCUUCGAAACAAAAUAGUCCAAUGGUUCAGGCUAGUUUUACAAUGGGAUCCACAUAAAAGAGGUAAAAUGCUCGACGAAUUUGGUAUGUCUCAUUUAGCAGUAUUUACAAUGUUGCAACGUGCAUUAUCAAACAAAAUACUAUAUGUCUUCUGUACGCCAUUUUACAAAAUUAAUACAUAUGAAAUUGAUAGCAGUAUUACUCUCAGAGAUCUUCAGUUGUUAAUAGAAAGAGAUACUAAUAUUGAAAUUAAGCAUCAAGUGUUAACUGACUACAAAGGUGCAAUACUGACUGAAAGUACUGCAUCACUUGCGUCACAAAUUAAUGAUCAUGUUUUCUUUCUCUUCAAAAAUGGAUGUUUGAUAGAAGAUAUACCUACAUUAAGUAUUCCUACAGCAGUGGAGAAAAUGAUGACACAAUCAAAAAAUGAGUUGAAUUAUGAAAUACUGAAAGAUUAUUAUCGCCAUACAAUAUAUUUUACGAAAAAAGAAAAGGAUUUAUUUCAAUUGUACAUUUUUGCGCUUAGUAUAAAUGUAGACUUAUUACAUCAAAAAAUCGAUAUGUUUAAUACGAACAUGGAGAAGACAUUGGAAAAUAUAAAGAUUCUUAUAGAACAAGUACAUACGAUUCGUAUGAAAUAUAUGAACGUGACGGAUGAAGACACAACUGAUAAAAGAAAAGUGCAAAUUUAUUUUGACAAAGUUAAUAAAUUGGUUAGUGCAGCAGAUCAGAUAAAGAUGAAGUUUAUGUCUCUGAAGGAAGAUAAUAAUAGAUUGAGAGAUCGAGCUCAAGCUAUUGAUUAUAUGGGGAAUUUAUCAGAGUUGUAUGAUAAGAUAUGUGAUAUAUAUCUAAAAUUCAAGAUAAAAAGUCUACAUAAAACAGCAAAGCCAUUGGACAUGUCGAAAUUAGUGUUUUCAUUUGUGACUGCGCGUGAAACGCAACUUCGUAAUAAAAAUAUCAUUGAUAUUACAAGGCUAAUAGAUAAAUUGCAAGAUGAACUGUCAAAACUAGAAAAAGUAUUUAUUUCUGUCACUGCCAUGACGAAAUUAUAUUGGGAAGAAUAUCAAAGAAUCACACAAUCGGACACUAAUAGUGCCUCUCAGCAGUCUAACAACUAUCAAUCUUUAAAUAUCUCUACCACUGAAUUAGAUAGUGUUAUUCAAUCAGAGGAUAAUGUGAUAUAUGAUAAUUUGAUCACACGUUACAUGUUGGACAAUUUGAUGACUCAAAUACAAAAAAAAUAUCUUGAAGUGGUUAAAUUGGACCCGUGAUUAAAGAUAGCGCUCACAUCUGUAUUAAUCCGUCAUAUAUUCAAUUCUUGAAGUCUGUUUAUCUUAAUGUACGUGGAACGUAAUGCCGUACACCCCAUUUAAUAUUGGCAUGUUUAUCAGUCUUAACAAACGUAUAGACAGGCUUGUUCAACAGUUGCUCCAAUUUUACUGCUUGAUAUCUAUCGUUCUGACCUGUUUAGAAAAAUUUGUUAAAAUAUAAAGUACUUUUAUAACUGUAAUUUUUAUAAAAAGAGACUGACCUUGCAAUCAUUUUACACACACGCGCAAUAUAUACUAGAUAUAUAAAAAUUAAUUUUUAUAAAUAUUUUAGAAAAAUAAAAUAAAUAAAAUAAAUAAAUAUAAAUAUUCUUAUUUAGCUUAAUACACAAUGUGAAUACAGAUGUGAAUAGCUUAUACGUGCGAAAUAAUUUUAUUGUUAUUUGACGUUGAUAUAUUUUUUCUUAGACAAUAACUUACCCCUUUCAAGCGCAACAACCAUAAUACUUAGGGAAAGGUAGAGUAUAAAAUAGAUUUUAAGUAUCUGAAAUACAGUUGUGAUAUCUAAUGUAGACGAUGGAUAUCUAUUGUAUAAAAAAAAAAAAAAAAAAUGAAAUGUACUCACUUGCAUUGCACGAAAUAUUACACUCAUCGUUCUCAUUGUUACCAUAUGUCAGAUAUCUAUCUAGUUGUCGAUAUUCAUUCAGACUGUCUUUGUGAUGGAUCGGCGAAUACUUUAAAUUUAUAGUGUCUAUGAUAAAAAGUGCAACGGUUGAAUGAUCUUUUGUGUGCUUUAUAUGUGUAUGUGUGUAGCUUAAAUAUCUUUUACUACUUUCGCUUAACCCAGAUUUUAUGAUACCUGUUACUUUUGUAUACUGUUAUAGUCGUUGAAGAACACGUUCGGUCAACGAUUCUAACAAGAGAUGUAUUUUAAUAUGGAUAGAUACAAUAUUUUUUUAUACUCAUAUAUUUUAUUAGAAAACUGUAUACAGAUCUCAAUUAAGGAUUGAACACAUCCAAAUUGAGGAUUGAACAACGAUGUUAAAAUAAAUAUUAUGCUCUUUA
This is a messenger RNA of Temnothorax curvispinosus, 3588 nucleotides long. It is a transcript of the gene IKKbeta, whose product is annotated as inhibitor of nuclear factor kappa-B kinase subunit beta-like. The transcript has 14 exons. Lineage: Eukaryota; Metazoa; Arthropoda; Insecta; Hymenoptera; Formicidae. Bases 472 to 2526 code for a protein of 684 amino acids. Gene Ontology annotation, biological process: tumor necrosis factor-mediated signaling pathway; peptidyl-serine phosphorylation; positive regulation of transcription by RNA polymerase II. Gene Ontology annotation, molecular function: IkappaB kinase activity; ATP binding. Gene Ontology annotation, cellular component: cytoplasm; IkappaB kinase complex. The record is from RefSeq and is a predicted model, not a curated record.